This is a messenger RNA of Eufriesea mexicana, 2025 nucleotides long. Its product is annotated as ATP-binding cassette sub-family G member 4. Gene Ontology annotation, molecular function: ATP hydrolysis activity; ATP binding; ABC-type transporter activity. The coding region runs from base 129 to 2000 and encodes 623 amino acids. Gene Ontology annotation, biological process: transmembrane transport. The transcript is spliced from 12 exons. Lineage: Eukaryota; Metazoa; Arthropoda; Insecta; Hymenoptera; Apidae. Gene Ontology annotation, cellular component: plasma membrane. The record is from RefSeq and is a predicted model, not a curated record.
GCGACGAAUUCGUGCGUAUCGGAUAGCUUUUUCGUUGCGUUCGUCGUUAGAUUGCGCGCUUUAGAAUACGAUGCUACUUCACCCACAAAGCAAAGUAUAGUUAGCAAUCAGCACUAUGAAGAUUUAAGAUGGGAGGGUAUCUCAACAAUGCAAACGUUCAUUCAACAGUGAGGAUGUUAGAUGAAGAAGGAUGCACUAUUCAACUGAGAGACGAUCAGAAUUUUUUAAAUUCAGAUACCCGAUCGGUUACCAAGAUGCACGUUGAGUUCGACAAUCUCUCGUAUUGCGUCUACUUCAGUAAAGGAAACUCGAAAACGAUAUUAGAAAAUGUGACAGGAUGUUUUCGUUCCGAAAGGUUAACAGCGAUUGUCGGUCCUUCCGGUGCUGGUAAAACUACAUUGCUUCGCAUUAUAUGCGCCAUGAAAAUGACAAACGUCAACGGUUCGAUCACUGUUAACGGUAAAGAAUGGAAUGGUAGUGACUUUCGAAAGGAAACAUGUUUCUUACCGCAAGAGUUCGCUCUGUUGCCCCUACUUACCAUUAGAGAAACGUUAUAUAUCGCAGCACGUUUGAAAGUUCACGGCAUCCACGAAUCGCGUGCCUACUAUUUGAUUGUAACGGAAAUAGCGGAAAGUUUGAAUUUAACAAACUGUUUAGAUACUUUAGUAGAAAAUCUAAGUGGUGGAGAACGAAAAAGGUUGUCAAUUGGCAUAGAAAUAAUUACAAAACCAUCUGUUCUGCUGUUCGAUGAACCAACCAGUGGACUUGAUAGUACAUCAUCGAAUCAGGUUAUCGGGCUGCUGCAUAAGAUAGCAAAAGGAGGUUGCACAGUCGCCUGUGCGAUUCAUCAACCCAGCAGUCGUAUGAUAUCGCAGUUUGAUGAUUUAUUAGUUUUACAUAACGGGACUUCGUUCUAUUACGGACCUUGGGACGAUGUUUUUUGUACAUUUAGCGAUGCAGGCUACACGUGUCCGCAAUUUUAUAAUAUAUCUGAAUUUGUUUUGGAGGUGAUAACAGGAGAAAGAAGUGGAGAUUUAAAUAAUUUAUACAAAAUUAGUCGCGAUAAAUACUCAAAAUCAAAAAAGCAUUUACAAUAUUCUAUCAUGGGAACAGAAGAUACAGUUGCUCCGAAAUUGAAUAAUAUUACCAGCAAAUCUGGCCAGACUGUCUGGCAAGAACAGAAAAUUUUAUUCUUAAAAGCAAUAAUUUGUAUCAAACGAGACAAUACCUUGACAAAACUGAGAUUUGCAGCUCAUGUGAUAGUAGCUUUUCUGCUCGGUAUAGUAUUUUACGAUUCCGGAAAUAAUGCAAGUAGGAUUAACAGUAACAUAGCUUGUAUAUUUUUUGUUCUGCUUUUUUUAUAUUUCGCGAAUUCCAUGCCGGCUGUACAAAUGUUUCCUGUAGAAGCUGCCGUUUUUCUACGAGAAUACUUAAGUAAUUGGUAUCGUUUAAGAUCUUACUUUUCUGUAAAAGUUUUUUCUGAUCUACCAUUACAAAUCCUUGCACCCACAGUGUUCAUUACUAUCACAUAUUAUAUGACUGGUCAACCAAUGGAACAUAAUAGAUUUUUUCGAACUUGGUUAAUUUGUAUUUUAACAACGAUUCUUGGACAAUCAUCAGGAAUGCUCAUUGGUGUUGCAUUUAAUACACAUUUAGGAACUUUUUUAAUCCCUGCAAUUAAUAUGCCAAUGAUAUUAUUUGCUGGAUUUUUUCUCAAAUUUAGUGAAGUAACACCGUACCUUCAACCUUUGUGUGCUGUCAGUUUUUUUAGGUAUGCAUUUGAAGGUAUUUUGCAGGCAAUUUAUGAUGGAAAUAGAGAAAGGUUACAGUGUUAUGAAAUCUAUUGUCAUGUACGUUUGCCUAAAAAAAUCUUAGAAGGAAUGGAUAUGCCUGCAGUUUCUUUUUGUACCACUGUAAUAAGCUUAUGUAUUUGGAUACUAUGUUUACAACUUUUAACAUAUUUGAUACUUAAAUGGAAAGCACGCAAUACCAAAAGAUGAUGUACUUACAUAAAUUUUUCAUAUG